This is a messenger RNA of Durusdinium trenchii, 852 nucleotides long. NCBI's taxonomy places the organism in Eukaryota, Dinophyceae, Suessiales, Symbiodiniaceae. The record is from the annotation of a GenBank genome assembly.
AUGGAAUGCUUUGACAAAGCAACUCAGGAGACGCACGCCGUUGGUGACUCCUCCAAAUGGUCACUAAGGCAGCUGGAAGAACAUCUCACAGCACAAGGAGUGGAUUACCCGCUGCUGAUGUCACGCAUCGAGGAUGUGAUCAUCAAAACCCUCAUCGCAGCAGAGCCGCAGAUCGUGAACACCUGGCAUCAGGGAGCCAACUACUCCACCGCCAGCGCGACGGCCAUUCAGCAGGUGACUCCAAACCAAACCUGCUUCGAGAUCUACGGCUUUGAUGUAAUGGUGGAUGAGGAGCUACAGCCUUGGCUCCUAGAGGUGAAUGUCUUCCCGUCAUUUUCUUCGUCAUCACCCUACGACAAGCGCAUUAAGACCCAGCUCAUAGCUGAUGUGUUCACUUUGAUUGGGCUCAUGCCGUACGAUCAUGACACGGUUGAGAAGACGUGCAAGGAAGAGCUAGCCAAGCGACUUCAAGGUUCGUCCAGAAAUCUGGUGAUCAGUCGGUCCCACACAGUCUCAACAAUCAGGACUGCAACUUUCAAGAGCUUUGGAGAGGCGGAGUGGCGAUUGAUCCUGGAGACUUACGAGGAGAACAUGAGACGCGGGCAUUUCACCCGGAUCUUUCCCCGCGAGGGCAGCGGCUUCUACAAGCAGUUCUUCACCACACCCAGGUACUCCAACUUGGUCCUCGAUCGUUGGAUCCAACUGGGUGGAGAGAUUUCCAGUCCCUGUGAGCUUCAGAGCCGUGUAGUAAGUGCUGAAUCACCCGCACCGCAAAGCAUGGUGGUGGGAAAACAGAUUGCUAGGUCUGGCCUGCUGUUUUUUUGGCACAAUGAGAUUGUCCCGUGGCCGUGA